AUGCGGACAUCAUCUUUACUCGCCCUCGGCGUCAGCGUCCUCGCAUGGACAACAAGUGCCGCCGGCCUCACCAAGUCUGCAGGCUCCGCGCCGUACUGCCCUCCUCGCCCAGCAACGCCAAAGGAGCAAAAGGUCAUUCUCGGAGAGUUCAUGCAAGCCUUCUACGAAGAACGAAACGCAACCAAGGCCCUGCUGAACCACGUCGCCGAGGACUACAUCCAGCACAACCCCAGCGCCCUGUCCGGUCGGACAAACUCGCUCGGCGUCCUCCAGCCGUUCAUCUCCCCGAAGACGGUCAACUACACCAUCAUGCAUAAGAGCUUCCAGGACGAUAUUGCGUUUAUUCACUACCGCAUGGAUCUCGUGGGCGGUGGGCAGCCAUUUGCCGUGGUGGAUGUGUUCAGAUUCAACGGAACUUGCGUGAUGGAACAUUGGGACGUGGCGCAGCAGCGAACUGCCAACGCGACAAAUCCGCUUGCAUUGUUUUAG
Colletotrichum orchidophilum is the source of this 489-nucleotide messenger RNA. RefSeq lists its product as uncharacterized. The transcript has a single exon. NCBI's taxonomy places the organism in Eukaryota, Fungi, Ascomycota, Sordariomycetes, Glomerellales, Glomerellaceae. Bases 1 to 489 code for a protein of 162 amino acids. The record is from RefSeq and is a predicted model, not a curated record.